AUGAGUUACGAAGGAGGUUACUUUGAUAAUGCAGGAACAUCCUCAUCUCAGCCAAACCCAGAAGUUGAUCGUAGCGCCGAACGCGCAAUUCGCACAGUUACAGUCCAUCAACUUUUAAAGGCCCAUACUGAGACCCCUAUGGAUGAUGUUUUGGAGCUCGAUAACCAUCCCAUCAAGCAUGUUCGUUUUGUUGCACGCAUCAUUUGGAAAUCUGAACCUUAUGCUACUAACCAACAAUUUCGAUUUGAAGAUGGUACAGGCAUAAUUUCAGGUAAAGUUCUUUUUAAAAAUGAUCUCAGUACGGCAGCUCCAGAUGAUUUUGAUGAAGCCUUUUCAACCGAUGGAGGCCUAAAUAAAAAGAAUACUGAGAAAACAGAAAAAUACCAACUAGAUUUUUACUAUUCUAUAAUGGCAUCAAUCACUCGCUUCAACAAUUCAAACUCUCUCACAGUCAACCAUAUGCAACCAGUAACAGAUUUCUCUCAAGUAGCCUUUUCCCAACUCAAAGCAAUUCGAGAACAUAUUCAUUUUACAAAACGUCAAAAGAAAAAUGGAAAUAAUCAAGGAUCUAAUCAACCUAAACAGCACGGCAAUAAUGAUCUCUUCGUCUCAGGCGGAGGUGCCGGCGCAGGCGUCGACUCUUCCUCAGCUUCACUGGCUUCGCGAAUUAAAACUCUUUUAAGUUCUCAACAAUCUCCCGAUGGACUUCAUCAGGAUAUUAUUGUAGCAAAGGUCGGUGGUAAUAAGCCUGCAGUUGAGCAAGUUUUACGCGAGCUUAUUGACCAAGGUGAUUUGUAUGAAGUUGGAGAUAAUCAUUUUGCGUUGGUGUAA
Molecule: messenger RNA, 831 nt
Organism: Magnusiomyces paraingens
Lineage: Eukaryota; Fungi; Ascomycota; Dipodascomycetes; Dipodascales; Dipodascaceae
Exons: 1
Coding region: 1-831 (276 amino acids)
Source: RefSeq, a predicted model, not a curated record